AUACAGCCAGCCAGAGGGCCCUGGCCCCAGAACCGAGGACAACAGCAGCCCCUGAGCAUCUGUGCAAGUCUCACCGAGAUGAAGCUGUCAGGCCAGGAAGAGUUUGAAGUCUCCAGAGCUUGUGAAAAUGUGCCCACAGGAGAGCUGGACAAUGACUCUGGCUCUGGGCCCAGACCUGAUGAUCCCUUAGACGUGGCCGGCGGGAAACUGGGGGACCCCAAGGACCUCCUGCUCUUCAUUCAGCUCAACGAGCUGCUGGGCUGGCCCCAGGCGCUGGAAUGGAGAGAGACCGGCAGGUGGGUGCUAUUUGAAGAGAAGUUCGAAGUGGGUGCAGGCCGGUGGAGUGCCCCCCAUGUGCCCGCCGUGGCGCUGUCCAGCCUCCAGAAGCUCCGCAGCCUGCUGGCCAAGGGACUUGUCCUGCUGGACUGUCCAGCUCAGAGCCUCCUGGAGCUUGUGGAGCACGUGACCAGAGUGGAGUCGCUGAGCCCAGAGCUGAGAGGGCAGCUGAAGGCCUUGCUGCUGCAGAGACCCCAGCACCCCAUCCAGACCACAGGCGCCAGCCCCUGCUGGGGAUCGGCCCAACCAAGAGAGGCUUCGCGGGAUGAGGAAGUGCCCCUGAAGGAGCAGCGACAGAACCCUCUGAGACAGAAGCUCCCCCCGGGGACUGAGGCGGGGGCUGUGCUGGCCGGAGAGCUGGGCUUCCUGGCGCACCCCCUGGGGGUCUUUGUGCGACUGCGGGACCCAGUGGUGCUGGGGCCCCUCACUGAGGUGCCUCUCCCCAGCAGGUUUUUCUGCCUCCUUGUCGGUCCCCCGACCCUGGGAAGGAGCUAUCACGAGAUGGGCCGGGCGGUGGCUGUCCUCCUCAGCGACCCGCAAUUCCAGGGGUCAGCUCGUCGGGCCAGCAACCUUCAAGACCUCCUGGCAGCCCUGGAUGCCUUCCUAGACGAGGUGACAGUGCUCCCUCCAGGUCGGUGGGAUCCAACAGUUCGGAUUCCCCCGCCUAAAUGUCUGCCCUCUCAGCAAAAAAGGCUCCCCGCGCAACUGCAGGAGGCCACGGGCCCCUCUGCCCGGCGAAGGGUCCCGGCCGAGGACCCGCACGGCCGCUGGCCGCACGCGCCCGGCCCUGAGUUGCGGCGGACGGGCAGGCUGUUUGGGGGCCUUGUCCAGGACGUGCGCCGGAAGGCCUCGUGGUACCCCAGCGACUUCUCGGACGCCCUGCACCCCCAGUGCCUCUCGGCCGUGCUCUACAUUUACCUGGCCACCGUCACGAACGCCAUCACUUUCGGGGGGCUGCUGGGAGAAGCCACCGACGGUGCUCAGGGGGUGCUGGAGAGCUUCCUGGGCACAGCAGUGGCUGGAGCUGCCUUCUGCCUGAUGGCAGGCCAGCCCCUCACCAUCCUCAGCAGCACUGGGCCAGUGCUGGUCUUUGAACGCCUGCUCUUCUCCUUCAGCAGAGAUCACGGCCUGGACUACCUGCCCUUCCGCCUGUGGGUGGGCCUCUGGGUGGCCACCUUUUGCCUGGUGCUGGUGGCCACGGAGGCCAGCGUGCUGGUGCGCUACUUCACCCGCUUCACCGAGGAAGGCUUCUGUGCCCUCAUCAGCCUCAUCUUCAUCUACGAUGCCGUGGGCAAAAUGCUGACCUUGACCCAGGCCUAUCCCAUCCAGAGACCUGGCUCUCUUGCCUAUGGCUGCCUCUGCCAGUACCCAGAACCAGGAGGAAACGAGUCUCAGUGGACAAGCAUGAAGCCAAAAGGCGAAGAUGACAUCUUAAGCUUGGACCUAGGCCUGGUCAACGCAUCCUUGCUGCCCCCACCUGAGUGUGCCCGGCGGGGAGGCCACCCUCGUGGCCCUGGCUGUCACACGGUCCCGGACGUCGCCUUCUUCUCCGUCCUCCUCUUCCUAACCUCCUUCUUCUUUGCCAUGGCUCUCAAGCACCUCAAGACCAGCCGCUUCUUCCCCUCCGUGGUGCGGAAGAUGCUAGGCGACUUCUCCUCCGUCCUGGCCAUCCUGUUGGGCUGUGGCCUCGAUGCCUUCCUGGACCUAGCCACGCCAAAGCUCCUGGUGCCCAGAGAGUUCAAGCCCACACUCCCUGGGCGUGGCUGGCUGGUGUCACCUUUUGGAGCCAACCCCUGGUGGCUGAGUGUGGCAGCUGCCCUGCCUGCCCUGCUGUUGUCUAUCCUCAUCUUCAUGGACCAGCAGAUCACAGGGGUCAUCCUCAACCGCGCCGAGUAUCGACUGCGGAAGGGAGCUGGCUUCCACCUGGACCUCUUCUGUGUGGCUGCGCUCAUGCUGCUCACGUCAGCGCUUGGGCUGCCCUGGUACGUCUCAGCCACUGUCAUCUCCCUGGCCCACAUGGACAGUCUGCAGAGAGAGAGCAGAGCUGGUGUCCCAGGGGAGCCUCCUAGCUUCCUCGGCAUCAGAGAGCAGAGGCUGACGGGCCUGGUGGUGUUCAUUCUCACAGGACUCUCCAUCUUCCUGGCACCUGUACUCAAGUUCAUCCCGAUGCCUGUGCUCUACGGCAUCUUCCUGUCCAUGGGGGUGGCCGCGAUUAGCAGCAUCCAGUUCACAAAGAGGGUGCAGCUAUUACUGAUGCCAGCAAAGCACCAGCCAGACCUCCUGCUCUUGCGGCAUGUGCCCCUGAGCAGGGUUCACCUCUUCACAGCCAUCCAGCUUGCCUGCCUGGGUCUGCUCUGGAUAAUCAAGUCUACCCCUGCAGCCAUCAUCUUUCCCCUCAUGUUGCUGGGCCUGGUGGGGGUCCGAAAGGCACUGGAGUGGGUUUUCUCACCACAGGAACUCCUCUGGCUGGAUGAGCCGAUGCCAGAGAAGGAGAGAAGCAUCCCUGAGACGGGGCUGGAGCCGGAGUACUCAUUCAACGGAAGUGACAGUGAAGAUUCCGAGCUGAGGUAUCAGCCAAAGGCUCCAGAAAUCAACAUCUCUGUAAAUUAACUGGAGUAGGAGGAGUAUGGAGUGGAGGCUCCAAGAAACUGAGCAUGAGAUAUUCACUCGGGAAGUCAGGACAUGGCUGGCCUUUGGCUUAAGUGCCAGAUGCUUGGUUGGCUGGGAACCUGGAACACUGGGACAGGACUGGAAGGCAGGUGGCCAAAACCUCAGUCACCCCCAUGAACGAAGGGUGGAGAGUAGCAGGGAACAGGCAGGUUUGCACUACGGUUAGGAAAGUCGAGUAAGUCAGAGGGACUGGCCAGGCCCCAGUCACACUCUACCCCAGUAAGGAAGCUAAUUCCAGAAGCCCUUCCCAUUUUGAACUUUCUGUCCUCACAAAUUCUUUUAUAGAAUCGGGGGGGUUGUCACAUUUUGGUUUGCAAAAGGGAGAAAAAGCCCCUCUUUCUAGAAUAAGUAUUCUUCUAUUUGAAGCAGUUUCUUACACAUAGAAAAAUAUGUUUUGUUUUUUCAUCGCAAAAGUAAAUGAGAUAUAGCAAAAUAUUAGACCACUAUAAAAAUGCAUAAUUUUGAGGAGUUCCCGUCGUGGCUCAGU
This is a messenger RNA of Phacochoerus africanus (Common warthog), 3493 nucleotides long. It is a transcript of the gene SLC4A9, whose product is annotated as solute carrier family 4 member 9. The transcript has 22 exons. Lineage: Eukaryota; Metazoa; Chordata; Mammalia; Artiodactyla; Suidae. Gene Ontology annotation, biological process: regulation of intracellular pH; transmembrane transport; monoatomic anion transport. The coding region runs from base 79 to 2946 and encodes 955 amino acids. Gene Ontology annotation, molecular function: sodium:bicarbonate symporter activity; solute:inorganic anion antiporter activity; monoatomic anion transmembrane transporter activity. Gene Ontology annotation, cellular component: plasma membrane; basolateral plasma membrane. The record is from RefSeq and is a predicted model, not a curated record.